AUGUCCAUGAAGCCUUCUAGAGGAAGUUCAAGUGUUCCCUACAACCCUCCUCCCCAAGAAAACAAUCCAAAACCAAAACAGAACAUUAGGGUAUUCUUUGCCCCUUCAACACAAGACAAUGUCCCCAUUGUUAACCCUACUCCUCCUGGCAGUACCACAACUCCAACAUCCCCCUCAACCGAGCCCAUCACCAACCCUACUACCCCCGUUACCACUCCGACAUCACCCGACACGAAUCCCUCCCCGACCAUCCCUACGCCGACAUCACCCGACACGAAUCCCUCCCCGACCGUCCCUACGCCAACAUUACCCGACACAAUUCCCUCCCCGACCGUCCCUACCCCGACAUUGCCCGACACAAAUCCCACCCCAACUGCGCCCAUCAUGACUCCUCCGACUGUCCCGACCACUACUCCAUCGACUCCGCCGUCGUCAUCGGGAGGGACGUGGUGUGUUGCGAAUCAAGGCGCUUCACCAACUGCACUACAAGUAGCUCUAGACUAUGCUUGUGGUUAUGGUGCAGGAUGCUCUGCAAUUCAGACUGGUGGGAGUUGUUAUGAACCAGACACCGUUCAAAAUCAUGCUUCUUAUGCUUUCAAUGAUUAUUACCAGAAGCACCCAGAUCCGACCAACUGCGUUUUCGGAGGAGCAGCUCAGCUUACUAACACCGAUCCAAGUACUGCAAACUGUCACUACGCAGCAUCCUCGUCAACAGAUGUGAGUCCACCAGCCAGAAUGGCACCACCAGCCACCAUGUCCCCACCAAGUACCACCACCAUGGCUCCACCGUUCAGCAUGACCCCGCCAACGUCUACCGGGCCAGGUGGGGACACAGUUUAUGGUUCAGCAGGACCUACCGGACUCCCCAAUUCAGCCAUCUCAGUGUCGUUCCGGUUUUGGCCAAUCUAUGUGACGAUGAGUCUGGUGUGGUCGCUUGUUGCUGCAAACAUAUUCUAGGCAAGAGUCAAUCAACUUUCAGAGGCACGAUCGCAGUUCCAUUGGUUCCUUAGCAUUACAACAAUCUUUGAGAAUCAACAAUGGGAUGAUCAUCUCAGUGGCAUCGAUACAUUAAGAUCUACAGCUAUAGGUAUCGAUCUAUGCAUGCAUAAAAGCUGGAGCAGGGGGAAAAUAUGAACAUCAUAGAAUAUCUUAGGUUCUAGCAUUCAUAGAUGUUAUCAUAGCUGCUUGUUCAGAGUUGUAGUUCGAAUAAUAAGUUAUUGAGAUCUAGGAAUGCU
This is a messenger RNA of Hibiscus syriacus, 1235 nucleotides long. RefSeq names its product mucin-2-like. The record is from RefSeq and is a predicted model, not a curated record. The transcript is spliced from 4 exons. The coding region runs from base 1 to 957 and encodes 318 amino acids. NCBI's taxonomy places the organism in Eukaryota, Viridiplantae, Streptophyta, Magnoliopsida, Malvales, Malvaceae.